AAGUCUAUUUUCCGUGCUACCUGCCUCAUGGCAACCCGCUUUAAAGCCACAACCCCAAAGUGCGCCAGCGGAAAAGUGCCUGGCAACACGACCGCACCGUGCGCCGACUGCCUCUGGAUUAACACCUUAAUAUAGCUCCGUCAGGAUUGCACAACUCUCUCCAAAGCCACAUCAGGGAGACAUGGGAUGGGCCGCUGGCAUCAAAGAAGCCUCACAUCAUUUCAUGGCAAACUCUGAAGUGCAGAGCUGCUUGAUUUAAAUGCUUGAGUGUCGAGCUGGACAACAUCUGGCUGUAUGAUGCAUUUUACUUCCCCAUAGAUUGUAUAGUAAGUACCAAGAGCACAGCAGCCAUUACCCUUCAGUGCAGCAUCUGAAUGGAAAUAUGGACACCUUCAAUGGAGGAAUUUUGACUCAACAUGUCCAGGAACUAUGAGUAACCACAGCCCAGCUUCCUGCUGACCAUGACAACAGCCAGCGGUGUACAUCCCAAAAUGUCCUGAGCAUCACUGAAAAGCCAGUUUUAAGUAAAACCUGGUCACUCAGUAGGGAUGUUGGCUGCCGUGGAACACGGUCCCAUCCUCUGCAGCGACUCCAACAUCCUCUGCCUCUCGUGGAAAGGCCGGGUCCCCAAGAGCGAGAAGGACAAGCCGGUGUGUCGGAGACGGUACUAUGAGGAGGGCUGGCUCGCCACGGGGAACGGGAGAGGAGUUGUUGGGGUGACGUUUACAUCGUGUCACUGCAGGAGGGACAGAAGUACACCUCAGAGAAUCAAUUUUAACCUGCGAGGACACAACAGCGAGGUCGUCUUGGUGCGUUGGAAUGAGCCCUUUCAGAAGCUGGCCACCUGUGAUAUGGAAGGAGGUAUUUUUGUGUGGAUCCAGUACGAAGGACGAUGGUCUGUGGAGUUAGUGAACGACAGAGGAGCCCAGGUGAGUGACUUCACUUGGUCACAUGAUGGCACUCAAGCCCUCAUCGCGUACAGGGACGGCUUUGUGUUGGUUGGCUCGGUUAGCGGACAAAGACACUGGUCCUCGGAGAUUAACCUGGAGAGUCAAAUCACCUGUGGCAUCUGGACACCUGACGAUCAGCAGGUCUUGUUUGGUACAGCAGAUGGUCAGGUGAUAGUGAUGGACUGUCACGGACGGAUGCUCGCCCAUGUUCUGUUACACGAGUCCGACGGGAUCGUUAGCAUGUCCUGGAACUGCCCCGACUUCCUGGUCGAGGACAGUACAGAGAGUGACACAGACUCUGAUGACAAUAUUCUGCCUUUAGUGCGGAGGGUCAAGCCUUUGUUAACCGUCACCUUCUUAUCAGGAGAUAUCAGUUUAAUGAACAACUAUGAUGACCUUUCUCCGGCUAUAAUUCGCUCAGGGCUGAAAGAUGUUGAGGCCCAGUGGUGCUCCCAGGGAGAUCUGCUGGCUGUGGCCGGCAUGGAGAGACACGGGCUCUCUGCCGACUCUGCAUGUGCAUCCAUCAUGAGGAACGCCCUUGUUAAGUUCUAUAAUGUCCAAGGGGAACACAUCUACACUUUAGAAACACCUGCUCAGAGGCCCAUCACCACCAUCUGUUGGGGUCACAGAGACUCUCGGCUGUUCCUCGCCUGUGGACCGGCGCUGUACGUGGUGCGUGUGGAGCACAGGGUGGCCAGCCUCCAACUCUUAUGCCAGCAGGGCAUCGCCAGCGCCCUGCGAGAGGAGAAAGAUGUGGGAAAGCUUAACAUGCCCUCACUGCUCUGCUCUUACGUCACCACUGCUUUCAUACCCACCAUCAAGCCCCCAAUCCCUGACCCCAACAACAUCCGCGACUUUGUCAGCUAUCCCACAGCUGGGAAUGAGAGGCUCCACUGCACCAUGAAGCGAGCCGAGGACAGCCCAGAGGCAGGCGGACCCUGUUACACUCUCUACCUAGAAUAUUUAGGAGGGCUGGUGCCUAUUCUCAAGGGAAGGCGCAUCAGCAAACUGCGGCCCGAGUUUGUCAUUAUGGAUCCAAAAACAGACAGCAAAGCAGAGGAGGUCUGUGUGAAUCCCAUGAUCUCCUACACUGACAGCUGCAACUGCUCUGACUCCAGUGACAUUGAGUUGAGCGAUGAGUGGGUCGGGAAGAAGUCACCAAAGUUAUCCCGAGGAAACAGGAUGAACAUGGAAUCGAGAAAAUCUCCCAAACUCUCGCGCGCCAAUCAGGAAGGCCAACGGUCGCCACGGUUACCGACAAAGAAGCCUCCAGUUCGAUCUCCCAGUCUGACACGUCGGGAGUUUUCUAUGGAUGGGAUCACAGAGCACAACUACCUCGCUCAAGUCACGUCCAACAUUUGGGGAACAAAGUUCAAAAUUGUUGGACUUGCUUCGUUCCUCCCUGCUAAUCUUGGUGCAGUUAUCUAUAAGACCAGUUUACUUCAUCUACAACCGAGGCAGAUGACGAUCUACCUUCCAGAAGUGCGAAAGAUUUCUCAUGACUUCAUGAGCCUGCCUGUGUUCAACCCCAAUGUGUUCAGUGAGGAUGAGGACGACUUACCAGUGAUGGGGCCGUCUGGAGUGGCAGGAGACAAUCCUCCCUGUACGGUCAACAUUCCCAUUGCUCCCAUCCACAGCCCGGCUCAGGCCAUGUCCCCGACUCAGAGUAUUGGCCUGGUUCAGUCUCUUCUGGCCAAUCAGAAUAUUCAGCUUGACGUCCUGACCAACCCUACAGCCACUGCAGCAGCAGCGGCUGCAGCAGCAGCAGCUUCUGUCCCUGUCACCGAUCAUGGCCAGGAUGCAGUUGCAACACCGUACCCAGUGCCAACUAGAUACUCAAACCCUGGUCAGGUGAUCUUCAAUGGGCUGGAGAUGGGUCCUCUUCUUCCUGGUACUCUCCCACCCCCACCUCCACCUCACCAUCUCCCACCGCAGCCUCACCCGCAGCGGUCUCAUUCGCAGCAGCCUCGCCAACAACAGUCGAAACAGUCACAACAGAUGCAGACACAGCAGCAACAGAAAAUGCAUCAUCAUCAACAACAACAGCAGCAGCAGCAGCAGCAGCAGCAGCAGCAGCAGCACCACCAUCCAUCGCAAUCGCAGCAGCAGCAGCAGCAGCAGCAGCAGCAGCAGCAGCAGCAACUGCAACAGCAAUUACAGCAGCAACAUCAACAGCUACAGCAACUGCACCACCAGCAGACGCUCCAUCAACAGCAGCAACAACACCAACAACACCAGGUCCAGCAACACCAACAAAUGCAACAAACUCAACAAGUAGCGACGAGCCAACAAUUCCAUCACCAACAGCAAAUCCAACAGCAGCAGCAACAGAUGCAGCUGCAGCAUGAACAGAUGCAGCAGCAGCAGCAGCAGAUGCAGCAACAGCAACAGCAAAUCCGGCAACAGAUUCAGGAGAUGAGGCAGCAGCAGCAGCAGCUCCAGCAGCAGCACCAACAGAUCCAGCAGCAACAUCAGCAGAUGCAGAGGCAACACCAGCAGAUGCAGCAGCAGCUGAAGAUGCAGAUGUCGCUGCCUCCUCCUCCAUCUGGCUACCCGACCAUUUCCUUACAACAGCUACAUCUUCUGCCCCAAAUGCCUCCUCCUUCCACUGAGCCUGGGCUGGACAGGGGCGAGCAUGGACACACUCUGAAGCCAAGUCUGCCGCGGACUUUACCCCCGUCCUUCAAUGACACUGACGGGUCUGUGGAGAUUCAGAUGAGGAAGGUGAAUCCUCCUCCUCCAUAUCCGGGCACUGUAGUGUCUGCAGCUGCAGCAGCAGCUGCAGCUACAGCCGCCGCUACACCUCAGACUCUUGUCACGAACUGCGACAGCCCUAGUGUCCUGGCACCUGAUUCCUGUCUGAAGAAGGAUGACUUCCUGCUUCACCCUGUCACCUUACAGUACCCGACACCUUUGGGGUAUGAAAGGAUCACGACCUUUGACAGCAGUGGCAAUGUGGAGGAGGUUUGCCGGCCACGCAGGCGCCUCAUUCGCAACCAAAAUACGUACACCGUGCAUGGCAUCGGCGGCUCGGCCACACUCAAAGUCACCUCCUCUGAGAAUAAAAAAAUCCAGCUUCCGUACAGCUCGGCAACACUUAGUCGUCUCUCUGUCCCUCGAUACUCCAUACCAAGUGGAGACCCUCCUCCUUACCCUGAUCCGGCCAAUCAGGUAACUGCCACACUUCCUCCUCCCCAGAGAAUCGAUAGCAGUCUGAUCCAUGCCACUCUACGUCGUGACCGGAGGGAUGUGGGACUUAAAGUGCCACAGAUGAUGGAAAACUCAAGAACCCUUCCCACCAAGGUUAAAAUGAACAGUGCAUUAGCUCUUACCUACCAGCAGAGGGUGCCCACUGCAUUGUACACAUGCACACAGUGCAGCAGCAACAGCAGCAGCACCAGUGUCAGUGUCUCUGGAGGUGGAACCACUAGUAGUGGUAUUGCAGGUGGCACGGUGGUGAGGCAGGACUUCCCACCAGGAAAAGGUGCACAUCACAGUACAAUUAUUGUGCACUCCAAAAGUGCCUCACCCCUGGCCUCCCAGUCAUCCUACAGUCUGCUGGGUGCUGUCGACAACAGCCGGGACAGAACAGUGUAUGUUAACUCUGCCUUCACUGAAGAUGAGACUUUAAAUCAGCAGUGUCACCUUGAAAAAUCUGUACGUCAGCUGACUCUCGGCGACGUCAGUUUGACGGUUAAACGCCCUCCGCCUUACCAGUGGGACACCUCCACUACAGAGGAGUUCUGGCUCACCCCAGAGCAAACAAUGUUAGCUCCCCCACCAGGACCUCAUAAACCCCCGCCGCUCAUCAUCAGUCAAGCUCAGCACUUGGACAUGACCCGGCUUCCUUUUGUCCUCACAACUAAACCGCCAACCAGUCCGAGCACGAGCACUCUUACUUUCCCAUCAGGUUACCAGAUAUCCCUCUCACCUUUUCCUCCAGGUGUGGGUCACGGCGGACCCCCGCUUCAGACCAUACAGAACCCUCCACCGCAAUGCUCUCCAAACGAAGUGGUUGCUCCAGUCCCCUUUGCUCAGCAGGAUGCCAAUUUGGUCUUGCCACCGGGUUAUCCUCCGAACCUUGCUAACUUGGCUUGCUGCCCUCUCCCGCCGAUGUAUCCUGGAGCCAGCUCGUGUGCCGGCCUCCAGCUGCACCCUGUUAACCUUCACCCCUGGAACCCUUACCCCUGCCCACCACCACCCAUGCAGGACCCUCCAGCCCCUCCCCUCCCUACCAAAACUCAUCAGAUUUUAGAGAAGCCGAUUCUCUCCCCACCUCCCCCGACUGCACCGCCUCCACCACCCCCUCUCCCCCCUCCUCCUCCACCUACUGAGCUACCACCGUCCAAAAGUGCCACAGAGGAUCUGACAGAGUCUGCAAACAACUUUCUAGAGCCAUCAUCCCUAAAUGAAAGCCCAGUGCCACAGGAGUCAGACCGCUUCAACAAGAAGAGCCGUAAAAGGCUGGACAGCAGAGCCGAGGAGGCCAACAUGCCCAACGUCUCUGAGGGCAAAUCCAGAAAGGAAGGGCGAGCGCUCUCUGACUUCAACACGCUCAUUUCCAGCCCAAGGCUCGGCAGCAGAGAGAAGAAGAAGCCCAAGGGCCAGAGAGAGCAGCUCAAUAAAACCAAGAAGAUGAGCAGGACCACGAAUGAGUUCCAGGAUAGCUCAGAGAGUGAGCCAGAGCUGUUUAUUAGUGGCGAUGAGCUCAUGAACCAGAACCAGAGCAGUAAGAAGAGCUGGAAGAACAAGCGCAGCCUGCGUAUGGCCAGUGAGCUGGAGGAGAUUAAAUGUCGCAAGGCAAACGAAAGAGAGGACCGCAGUUUAGGCAGCCAGGGAUUUGUCUAUGUUAUGGCCAAUAAACAGCCUUUGUGGAAUGAAGCCACGCAGGUUUACCAGCUGGACUUUGGAGGGCGAGUCACCCAGGAGUCAGCAAAGAACUUUCAGAUAGAGCUGGAUGGUAGACAGGUGAUGCAGUUCGGGCGAAUAGAUGGGAACGCCUAUAUCUUGGAUUUCCAGUAUCCUUUCUCAGCAGUGCAGGCAUUUGCUGUUGCCUUGGCCAAUGUGACUCAAAGGCUGAAGUGAACAGGUUUAUUUUGCGUUGUUGUAGAAGACCAAUUCAAAAGAAGCCACAGUGGUGUUGCUGUACACCCCUCAGUGUGGGGGGUGUAUGUGGGAAACUGUGGGUGUUGUGGCGCUUCUGGUUUUUGAAGAGGAGAUUAAAUUACUACUCCGUUUUGCACAUGCAGAUAAUUUACAGCGGUCUGUUGAAGGCAAAGUCAGUUUAGGUCAGUGAUGAUGAAAACUAUAUCAGUUAAUCCAUACUUUCUAGUUCAUAUAUUAAAUGUAUUCAAGCUAAUUUUAUUCAUUAUUCAAACGUUAUUUAUUAGAAUAAAAGAAAUUCUCCGUCAGCCUUCAUUGGACAAACAAAGGUAAACUAAGUUGGAAUGUUUAAUAUUUUAAAAGCAGUUCUGAGGUUUAGUGCCAAAGAUAUCUUCCCACUCUUUAGAUGCUGACCCGUCUCAAUGUGUUACAAAUCAACAGCUAUUAAAUUUACACUUGUGCUGUUUAUAAAAAAAAAAAUAGACACGGCAAAAAUCUUGAGGUACAGCGGCAUUCAAAAUUGAAAUUAAAAUUUCACUAAGCCAUACCACAUCUGAUACAAACACUGCACUAUUUUAAUUCAGUUUUCAGUAAUUAAGUAAAUGAAGUUUAAUAUUUUAUUAUGAGUAUCAAUUAUUAUUGUUAUUGGUGUUUCAGUAAGUUCUUUGUAUCUAGUCUUCAUUCAAAUCCCAUUUUCUUUUCUGCUGAACAUGCAUUAGAAGAAUAUAUAUUGAUUGAAUAUAUUGAUUUUGUAAGUGUAACAUGAAGAGCUGAGUACAGUUAACCAUAGUUUGUAUAUUUUCUAUCCAUGUUACUUCUAUGAAGUGGUGCAAUGAACAUUAUAAAUCAUAUUCUUUCGGCCACGAUACUGCAAAUCAUUAUUCACAGCCAUUAUAAUCUUUUUUUUUUUUUUAAACACAAUUAGUUUAAAUCUCCCUUCCCCUUACAAUGGCUGAUAUUGUCAGUAAUGGUCUACAGUAAGUCUGUGUGGGCCAAAUACAGCCAAAUGUGUUUGGCUGAAAGUAAGUCAGUAGGGAAAAUAGUACAAAGUGAUCUCAUGAUGCUCUCAUCCCCAAACAGAACAAUCUGUGCGCAGUAAAGAUUGAGAUCUUCUCAGUCCGUGUCACUCUGGCUGGCUCUGUGUUGUUUCCAUUGGGUGUUUAUGAUUCUACUUGAAAACUGCAUUUGAAUGUGAAGUACAGUAGUUUGCCUCCUUGGAAAUCAGUGCUGCUUUAGAUAGAUAGAGCUUGUGUGCAGUAAUGCUACCUACAUAGAACUGAUGUUGUACUCGCAAACAAAAAUAUAACGCUGCUUGCACUGUGUAUUUAGCAAAUGACCUAACAUCAUUAUAUGCUUAAAAAAAAUGUGCGUAUAUGUUGCUAAUUUCAGUAAUUUUGUACAUCAACUUUACUUUAACAUUGUACCAAGAGUUUUUUUUUGAUGUUACACUUGUAGAAAAAAGAAUGAGAACAAUAAACUUGAAACGGUAUUAAAUACAACAUACUCAUAAAGUUGUUAAGAUUAACUGUUAGUAUUAGGAGUGAGAUUCAUGUAGAUUUGGUGCUAAUGUAAAGAAACAAAUGUGGAAAUUCAGGACAUUUGUCAUUUGUUAUUAGAGGGUUGUUUUAAAGAAAGUAUUUUGAGAGAGGCUACAGGAAAUUAAGUGCAGAGAGUUUUCAUUUACUGUAAGAGCUUUUCAUCCAGUGCAGCUUCAGAGACUUCAGCGACAGUGUGUGUCAGUUAUCAGCAAUACUGCCUAAUGAAUAGUUGAUUGCCUGAUUUUUUUUUUCUCUCUCUUAUUUUGUGAAAGAAAACAAAAGUGAUAUGACCAUAGGUUUGCAAGGACCUAUAGGCUGGACAAUAUGUAUUAAAAAAAUCUAUCGUUCCAAAGGUU
Seriola aureovittata is the source of this 7947-nucleotide messenger RNA. RefSeq names its product TUB like protein 4b (gene tulp4b). The transcript is spliced from 17 exons. Bases 549 to 6035 code for a protein of 1828 amino acids. NCBI's taxonomy places the organism in Eukaryota, Metazoa, Chordata, Actinopteri, Carangiformes, Carangidae. The record is from RefSeq and is a predicted model, not a curated record. Gene Ontology annotation, molecular function: protein binding.